Messenger RNA from Cyphellophora attinorum, 4131 nucleotides. RefSeq lists its product as uncharacterized. The record is from RefSeq and is a predicted model, not a curated record. The transcript is spliced from 2 exons. NCBI's taxonomy places the organism in Eukaryota, Fungi, Ascomycota, Eurotiomycetes, Chaetothyriales, Cyphellophoraceae. Bases 1 to 4131 code for a protein of 1376 amino acids.
AUGGACGACCAACCAGAUGUUAUUUGCCUGCCCAUGAAGGUUGAUGCCUUCGUUCUGAACCCAGAUGUUUGUAACAAUUCAAAAACCAAGAUUCCACCACUCAGCCAACCGAACUAUACCUUCCUACGCCUUGAUGCGAACGAAGUGCAGAGCGAUGUACUUGGACAUGUCGACCUACACGCUACAACUCCAUGUCACGUGAACCGGCGAGUCAUGGAUCUGGGCACGAACUCGGCUGCCAGAUCAGCAGAUCAGGGCUUCUCAAAUCCAACAGAUCCCAGCUUAUCUGACGUCUCUGCACCAAAUUUCAGAGCGGCUCCGACACGUUGGUUGGUCGUGCGGACGAUACAACCAGAUUCAAUGAUCCCCGCAGGCGCCAUUCCCGCCGUACAAGGCUGGGUGAUCGAGGGGGACCGUCGUUGGGAUCUCCAAUCCAUUCCAGCUGGGUACGAUUUAGAAACGGACUUCACCCCCUUCGUCGUUUCAGCAGCCGACAACAACGACAAUAUCGAGCAGCAAGCCGAAGUCUUUGUAGGAAACAAGACAGACGCUACCAUAUGGACAGAGACUGGCACCAAUGACAGUCGCAUAGCGCUCUCGCUAUUGACCUCAGCGAAUCCUGUGUUCGCAGACUUCCAGCCACACAACAGUAAUGUCUUCAGCAUGCUAGAUAAUUUCCAGUACGGCCCGAUCGAGGCGCCCUUGUACCUACAAGCCGCUACGGCUGACUACUACGUGAUCGGCUGGCACUACAAUCCCGCGGAGGACGUGUUUUAUAUUCCACAAAACGUGGCGACAACCCUAGGUGCUCGAUUGAAGGCUUGCAACAUGGCCCUUGGUCGUGACCCUAGCUCUGACAAUUGGAGUGGCAAGACCUCAGGAACCAGGCUUUUCUGCCACGGCGCCAUGUAUUCUGUGGACUGGAAGGCUAGAUGGACCGACCCAAGUACCAACGCGUAUGUUGGACCGAAGAGGAUACCAGCCGACGACGCCUUUGCAGCCGUCAACAAAACCAUGUCCAUGGCAGUCGGUACCACUCCAUUAGAUGCGAUGCUGGCAUACGUGGCGGCACAUGUGUGCGACACAAAGGAUCCACUGUAUUCUAUUGAACAAGACAUCGUCGCCAUUCAGGCUCUGCUCAUUGCACAAGACGACGGAGUCGAAGCUCAACUAGAAGCACAGGACUUGGUAUACAACUACAACUAUGCUCGAGAUGAAGGCGGUGUCCAUUGGCACAUUUCUGGAGACGAUGGAAGUAGUACACCUGUCAAUCCGGACAAUCAUACUCUCCAAGCAUUGGAGCAGCUCAACGCGACUCAAUUGCUCUUGGACUCUGCGAAUCGACGCGUCAGAGCGCUUCAGUGGUCCCUAUUUGCGGAAUGGUGGAAAUAUGUCAGCGACGCAAGCCAGAAGAAGGACGCCCCUAGCGUGCAGAAAUGUGUCACUUGCAUAAAAGACAAAAUUAAUGCUCUCGGGAAUCAAGUCACUGGCCUGAAAUCCAGCAUAAAAACCAUUCAAGACUCGUUCCCAAAGCUUGUAAAAGGGACGCAGCCACGAUUUUUCCAACAGAAGGAUCCUACUUUGUUCGUAGCAGGUGUACAGCCUGGAUGGCCGACAGACUUCCUUGACAGUCUGACAACAAGGCUAGCUUCACAAAUAGUCACCGGAUCUGGUGCCCCGGACAGCGAUUUCCAAGCCUUUGUGACCACUGUGGUGCCACGACUAUCCUUGCCGGAAGCAAUGAGCAAUACUGUACAGGGUCUACUGAACGAGUUUAUACUUCUGAAUCCUACGAGUGGUAGCACACAGAAGCCAGGUGCCGGCCAAUUUCUUCCGCUGUAUCAUGAUCAAGUUGGAGCAGCCACCGGCUUGACGGUCCAAGGGCUGGGCUGGCGAGACCGGUGGGAAUCCACGCAACCUUGGUUCCCGUUGUUCCUGGAGUGGGAAGCUGAGUACACUCACUUACCUUACAGUGAUUGGGAGCUGUCUGAUCGCCCGGUGCCUGGCUCGAGUGCCUAUCUCACCCAGGUACGCUACAACAUAAAGAAAGGGAUCAACUUAGCCGACGAAAUAGCCAAGGAGUCUGCUGUCGACAAAAGGACUAUCUCUGGGAGGAUCAUCAUGUUGCCUCAGCCAGGGUUCUCCCUAGCCACCAAAGUGAAGCAGCUCUUUAGCAAUACUGUUCCGGAAGUGUUAGACAAAUAUUUGAGUAAGGAUAAACGUGAUGAGCUUCUGACCGGACUCGGCAACCUAGCAUCCAUCUCUGCGCCGCUCGCAGGAUUCUCUGAUCAUCUUGUUACUCAAGUCCAAGGCGGACACAUCAAACCUAGUAAGCGGCUACUGGGCGAAAAGGCUGUUCCUAUGCAAGCGGCUGUCAAGAGCGAGGUGUCCAUCGGCCUAGACGAGAUUGGACUCAUGGGCAUCCAAACAGAUCUAACACCAUAUGGUAGCCUGGUAGAGUAUUUGCCACCUGAUUACAGUGCGUUCAAGCCAGUCACACAUGGUCAGUUCCGGUUUACGAAGAUGAAUAUCAUCGACAAAUUCGGCCAAGCAAUUCACGCCAUUGAUCCUACCCCAUCGGACACAGAUACUCCUCCCGUAUGGCCAUGUAUCAGCGACUUCUAUAGUUGUCAGUGGUUGCCUGCGCCGAUGGAAGACUAUGCCAACACUGUCAUUCGUGACAAGGAGGGCUGGUGCGAAUAUGUCCAAGUGUCCCCGCAGAUAAAUCAGAUGAGUCGUCUGAACGCCAAUUUCGUGGUUCGAAACUCCCUUGCCACUGGCCAACCCUGGCGGCCAGUAAUGGAGUGGGAGAACCCUAUCUGGGGGUGGAUGGUUGUCAACUAUGCCGACUAUGGACUCCAAUUCUUCACAGCUGAAGGUAAAUUCUACCGCGAAGUUCGCUUGGGAGGUCCAAAAGGAAGCACGGUCCCCAAGCAGCCGUUCCUGCCCUUUGGGCCAGCUACGGAGACCAAGACUCAGCUGGACUUCCUCAUUGCACACUUCGCUGAUCCAGACUACCUGCAGUCUUUCAUUGACAUGAUCAACGCCGCAUCUGAGCAGCUAGCUCCGGCUCCGGAUUCAUACGCUGAAUAUCUCUCGUCGUUGGUCGGGAAGCCACUGGCGCUGACGAAUAUCGGCUUCAGCCUGGAAUUGGCCACGGACCCCCUCACGAACCAGUCGACCAGAAACAAUGUUGCACCUGAGCUGCCGAUACUUCCCCCAGGCUCGCUACCACCGGAUUGUCCUGAUUGUGAACCACUCCCUCCAACUCCUGUCCCGACUUCAGCCCGACCUGGUCAUGAGACAGGAAGCGUCCCUCCAUCUACGGCACCGCCCAACUAUCGUUUCAAAGUGCACGUAGGUGACAAAGACCGCGUCUAUGACGGCUUGCUUGGGUAUUUCAAUCUCGCUCCGGCUGCGAAGAAUUUGAGAGAGGGUGACAGUCCCCAGUGCGAUUAUGAUCUGACGAAGAUAUUCACCUAUUACCGCUCGAAAAAUCCGUCGAUUGCAAACCCAACUCAAGCUAUCACAACCGACAACUUUCCAGAGCUGGACCCAUACUAUCUCCGUCCAGACAGCUACACGACCGGGCUUGAUUACAGCCUGGCACGGAAUGCGAAGCUCACCAUUCUAGGGUGCAUAUUGGACCCUUUCGCCGCACUGCACUUGUACUCCGACAUCCUACCCAUCGGCGAACUCAAGCUUCCAGCCUGGGCGGUCCAAAGUGCUCUGUCCGCCAUGACGGCUUUUUUCCACAUGGGACCUCUCGUUGUCACGGCAGACGUCCCUGUCUACGAUAGCCACUACGACCUGAGCAGCAAAUCCGUUGACGGAGCGAGCACCGAGCCAGUCUUUCCCGACGCCACGAUUGGGUUGCCAUCAUUGGCCCAGGCUGACUGGACGUGGCUGCAGCCCUACGGUGUUGCAGCUUCGACCAGUGGUGGCGGGAGACUGGCGCCGGGGUCGAGUAACACUCCGAUUCCUGGAGCGGUGACGGUAGAGACAAGAUUCAUGGGCUUGAAGUUGGGGAAGACGGAUGCUAUGCCGCGGUAUGACAAAGGACCAUACACGGCGGUAGAAGGAUAUUUACAAUUGAGUUCGCCAGUCACGAAGCCGACAACGGCCGCCUGA